Messenger RNA from Protopolystoma xenopodis, 699 nucleotides. The record is from the annotation of a GenBank genome assembly. Lineage: Eukaryota; Metazoa; Platyhelminthes; Monogenea; Polystomatidea; Polystomatidae.
AUGGACCAGUUGCGAAAACAAGGUCGAACCGACAGUCCCAGAGUUGACAGCAGGCCAGGCCUAUUUGGUACCGACUCAAUCGUCAGUCGCGGACUCUCGUCUCGGCCGUCGGAAUUGGGACGAGGCCAUAAUUGGCGUGGCCUCAGUCAUCGCAACGAGUUCGACGAGAGCCCCAUAGACUUGGCGUCAUGGCGACAAAACGAGCAGGUAACAGACACACCGGUCUACACUACAGGCAGUCCUGUAGACGAGACGCAGGCCCAACUUGAUGGGCAUGGCAGGCAGCGUCAAAUAGGUCCAAAAAGCGAUCACUGUCUUUUCGCUUUAAUCUUGCCAGUCGCACAUCUUCCCCGUCGCCACUAUCACUCUCCUUCUCUCCACCAAGACUCAAAUGCACUUUAUUAUCUCCACAACCGAACCCAUCCUCUUCUGCGUCUUAACGCAUUUGCACGCAGCUGUCGCCUAGACUCAACUCUUGAAGUGUCUGUCAGAGGUGUUGCUAACUCUCGCGUUGCCAUGCCUCUUGGCGUGUGGGACAAUGACAAAGCUACCUCCCAUCAGUCCAUGCCUAAACGUCUUUUCCCAAUGCGUGACCUCUCCACAAUUAGAAGGGUGUCGUCAACACUGAGAAAUCUAUCGGCAUACUACAGCGCCGAUCCCCAAACUUUAUUUCUGUCCAAAGCGAACUUUCAACCCUAA